This is a messenger RNA of Haplochromis burtoni (Burton's mouthbrooder), 1596 nucleotides long. Its product is annotated as cholesterol 25-hydroxylase-like protein. The transcript has 2 exons. NCBI's taxonomy places the organism in Eukaryota, Metazoa, Chordata, Actinopteri, Cichliformes, Cichlidae. The coding region runs from base 808 to 1569 and encodes 253 amino acids. Gene Ontology annotation, biological process: sterol biosynthetic process; cholesterol metabolic process. Gene Ontology annotation, molecular function: iron ion binding; C-4 methylsterol oxidase activity; steroid hydroxylase activity. The record is from RefSeq and is a predicted model, not a curated record.
GCUGAACAGCAGCUGUGGUUCAGAGCUCCACGUCCACACCUGAAACUCUCACGCUGCAGUGAGGCUGAAGCACCAGCAGGUGUCACCGUAGGGCUGAGUGUGAAGCUGUGACUCUUCAGCACAUCUCUAACAGCGAGUCAGUGAGCAUGCUCAGACCAGCACUUCCCACCAUCACCGCUUCUGACACGAAGAGAAACAUCAGCUCAGUCUGAGGACACCUGGCACCUCUGAGGCUCCGCCCAGCACAGGUACAGGCGGCUGGACUUCAGUGACGCUUCACGUUGAUUCUUUCAGAGAGGAAGAUGAAACUUUAUUUAGAACAGCACCUCACCUCAUGCACUCUCUACACCUGACCCCUUCUUCGAGCACUCACGUGUCAUUAGUGCGAGGGGGUCACAGUCACCACGGUAACAUUUCAACAGGAAUCCUCGAGAUGUUUUGGAAUUCAGAUUUUGUUCUUCAGCUCAUCUUUAAUCUAAAAGAGCUGAACACGCAAGAUAAGCAGAAAAACAUGUUUUUAAACCUCUUUGAUGAUUUUAAUCACCUUUGAGGAGGAACUCACCGGGGGGCGUGGCUUUGACAAACUUGUGUGAAGUCUCGCCGACAAUAACACGUUCAAAGACAAGCAGCCGUUUGUGUGUGGGAGGGAGAGUUUUCCAUUUUCCCUCCGGCAGUAGGAAACAUCCCAAUAAGGACGGCAGGGCGGGUUCUUGCCGCUGACGCUGUGUGGGCGGGGCCUGCUGCCUGAUUAAAUGGAGCAGUGGUGAUGAAGGCGAGCAGAGCUCCGACUGUGAGACAAACUGAAGGAUGGCGAUGCUGCUGCAGCCUCUGUGGACCUUCGUGCUGGGACACGCCCCCCUCCUGUGCUCGCCCUUCUUCCCCGUGCUCUUCUCGCUCUGCGUCUACCUGUCCUUCUGCCUGCCCUUCCUGCUGCUGGACGCGCUGUCCACCAGGUGGGCGUGGGUGCUCAGGUACAAGCUGCAGCCUCAGAGCUCCGUCAGCUGGUCGUCGGUGCGGCGCUGCCUGGCUCUGACGCUCUACAACCACCUGGUCUUCAUCUUCCCGCUCACCGUGCUGCACUGGUACCUGAGGCCGGUGCACCUGACCGAGGAGGCCCCGCCCCUUCCGCGCCUGCUGGCUCAGGUGCUCGUGUGCCUGCUGCUCUUUGACUUCCAGAGCUUCGCCUGGCACCUGCUGCACCACCGAGUGCCCUGGCUCUACCGCACCUUCCACAAGGUGCACCACACCUACACCUCCACCUCCGCCCUCACCGCCGAGUACUCGGGCACCUGGGAGACCCUCAGCCUGGGCCUGUUCGCUGCCGCCAACCCCCUCCUGCUGGGCUGCCACCCGCUCACCGAGCUCGCCUUCUUCGUGGUCAACAUCUGGCUGUCGGUGGAGGAUCACUGCGGCUACGACCUGCCGUGGGCCACGCACCGCCUGGUGCCGCUGGGGCUGUACGGCGGGGCGCGCCACCACGACCUUCACCACCUCAAGUCCAAGUGCAACUUUGCGCCGUACUUCACCCACUGGGACCGCCUGGCCGGGACGCUGCAGACGCAGGACUGAGCCGCCGUGAUGGCGAGGAGCUGAUGU